AUGGCACAUUGCUAUGAACAGAAACAGUUCAUAGCGCGUGAGAUAGAAGUAUUUGAAGAAGAGAUCGGAUUUUACGACAUACUUUCCAAAGCAGAUGUACUCAUUGGUAUGGUGGAGCAUCAGAUGAUAUAUGCUCGAGCAUACGCAAAGAAAUACGCGAAUUCAUCGAUUUCACAUGCAGAACAAUGCAAAAUUGUUUUUACCGGCAUUUGCCCAACAACUGGGGAGCGGCUCAAGCAAGAGAAUCCCAUAGAUCCCGAUGCAAAAGAAAAAGACAAGGCAAGCAAAACUGCGCUCAUAAACAACUAUAAUGAGCAAUGCAAUACUUACUGUACAACUCGUACGCACAAAACCUGUGCUGAUGUAAAAUUUGACAAAAAUUCCCAUAAUGAAGUAAUUCUGGCGCAAUCCAAUGCUGCCAGCAGCGAACACUAUCCGCUACCAGAAAAAUUUUUUGAAAGGGCCAGCGAAAAUACGCAGAAGCCGCAAUUCUGUGAAUUUGUUCCUGAUCUAAAUCGCAGUCGGGAACUAUCACAAGAAUGUUUCGACAGGUUGGAUGUGCUCAAUGCAUGCCUUCCGCCAGUAAAAGUCCUUGCAAAAUUUCUACAAUCACAAGUAGAUGUAAUAGAUUUCUACAAGGCACACUACUAUGAACAGAAACAGUUCAUAGCGCGUGAGAUAGAAGUAUUUGAAGAAGAGAUCGGAUUUUACGACAUACUUUCCAAAGCAGAUGUACUCAUUGGUAUGGUGGAGCAUCAGAUGAUAUAUGCUCGAGCAUACGCAAAGAAAUACGCGAAUUCAUCGAUUUCACAUGCAGAACAAUGCAAAAUUGUUUUUACCGGCAUUUGCCCAACAACUGGGGAGCGGCUCAAGCAAGAGAAUCCCAUAGAUCCCGAUGCAAAAGAAAAAGACAAGGCAAGCAAAACUGCGCUCAUAAACAACUAUAAUGAGCAAUGCAAUACUUACUGUACAACUCGUACGCACAAAACCUGUGCUGAUGUAAAAUUUGACAAAAAUUCCCAUAAUGAAGUAAUUCUGGCGCAAUCCAAUGCUGCCAGCAGCGAACACUAUCCGCUACCAGAAAAAUUUUUUGAAAGGGCCAGCGAAAAUACGCAGAAGCCGCAAUUCUGUGAAUUUGUUCCUGAUCUAAAUCGCAGUCGGGAACUAUCACAAGAAUGUUUCGACAGGUUGGAUGUGCUCAAUGCAUGCCUUCCGCCAGUAAAAGUCCUUGCAAAAUUUCUACAAUCACAAGUAGAUGUAAUAGAUUUCUACAAGGCACACUACUAUGAACAGAAACAGUUCAUAGCGCGUGAGGUAGAAGAGUUCAUAGAAGAGAGCGACUUUUACGACAUACUUUCCAAAGCAGAUGUACUCAUUGGUAUGGUGGAGCACCAAAUGAUGUAUGCUCGAACAUUUGCAAAGAAAUACGCGAAUUCAUCGCGUUUACAUGCAAAACAAUGCAAAACUGUUUUUACCGGCAUUUGCCCAACAACAGAGCAGCCUGAGAAUCCUGUGGAUUCCGGUGCAAAAGAAAAUGAGGAGGCAAGCAAAAUUGCACUCGAGAACGAUGAUAAUGAACAAUGCAGUACUUAUUGUUCAAAAAAUCAUGCACAGGGGACCUGUGCAGAUGUAAAACUUGACAAAAAGUCAAUCAAAGUCGCCGGAAAUGAGAAAAUGGCGGCGCAACCGAAUGCGGCCAGCAGCGAACAGUACCACCUCCUAUCAGAAGAAUAUUCUGAAACGGCUAGCGAAAACACCCAGAAACUGCAACUGUUUCAAAUGACAUCUAACAAACUUGCCGAUCGUAGCGAUCGGCAACAAAGAUCUGAGCGCGAAAUACCCACGAAUCGUGGAGCAAAAGACGAGGCAAACAAAAUUGCGCUUACAAGCGAUUAUAAUGAAAAUUGCAAUAUUUAUCGUGCAAAAAAUCGUACGCACAAGGCCUGUGCAGAUGGAAAACUUGACGAGAAUCUACUCAUAGGCGCCUCCAAUAAAGAAACAGCUGCGCAAACUAUUGCUGUCAGCAACGUGGAGUACAUCCUAUCAGAAAAAUAUUCUGAAAAGGGUAGCAAAAAUACGCAGAAACCGCAAUUAUGUAAAAUGAUAUCUAGUAAAUUUGCCGAUCAUAGCGAUCGGCAAGAAAGACAGUGUUGUCACCUUGUUCCAUUACUUACUUCGCCAAAUUCUCGGCUCAUCUCCUGCAACGAAGUGGUUCCCGUUUUCACGCGCACGUACCCUCGUCAACGGCCAGCGAGGGACCCCGACAAGAACGCCAGAAGGACAUGGAAUGGCACCCACCAGAUGAAGGACAUGCCCAAUUACCCCGAUGAAGAUGCAAGAUCACCACCAUCCUAUUCAACUGUUUGUAUUCUGUCAACAACUAUUCUGCCCACCGUCGAUGCCAACUGCCCCUCCAACGCCGACUCGCUAUCGCCAAAUACCGCAAAUCCACCAACUUCAACAUCACAGACGCAAUCCACGACAUCCAAACAAGAAGAAGAGACCUCUCUAGUGAUAGCAUUUUAUUUAUUCGUUCCAUUGUUAUUAUGA
Messenger RNA from Cylicocyclus nassatus, 2550 nucleotides. The record is from the annotation of a GenBank genome assembly. NCBI's taxonomy places the organism in Eukaryota, Metazoa, Nematoda, Chromadorea, Rhabditida, Strongylidae.